Molecule: messenger RNA, 3155 nt
Organism: Stylophora pistillata
Lineage: Eukaryota; Metazoa; Cnidaria; Anthozoa; Scleractinia; Pocilloporidae
Source: RefSeq, a predicted model, not a curated record
GUCGUCAAAAGGUGAUGACUGGGGGAAGUACCUUCCCUUGUACAGGUCUUAUUUUCGUUUCAUUGGAAUUUUGUGUUUGGUUUUGUGAAGAAAGUAGAAAACUUUUGUGCACGUGUAGUCCAAAUUAGUGAGUACAAAACUUCCCAAACUCCAGAUGUUGAUUUCACACAGAUAUGCGCGACAACCUGGGCGUUGCACACGAGGAUGCUUUCUCUUAGUGAACGGAAAAGGCUAUCAUAUGCUUGGAUUGGCCUUACCUGGAAGCUGUCUCGAUAAUCUGGUGUGAACAAUAGAGGAACCCUCUUUACUUUGAGAUGCAGAUGAAAAUUUGUCUCUAAACCUAAGCUUCGAUCUGAGCAUCUCAUGUUGGCAAAACUAUCUGAUGGUCAGUCAAAGGUCUAGAAACUUGGGAGAAACGGUAUAUCUGUGACUGCAAUUCCUGUUGUGGGUUGCAACUGCGGCGACGUCGGCAAAAAGCAUGUCUCUGAGCUAAGACGUAGGCAUGUUCCUUCUGUGGCGGUGCCGAAGGCAAGUUUCAGAAGCGGCGAAGAAGAUAUCAAAGACUGUGUAGGACUGGACGCUUUCUUCCUUGCAUUAACUCGAAUAGCGGCGUGACCAGACGCUUUUGCCAUACGUUACAUCACAGUUAAGUAACGUAGGUUUUCCUCUAAAGAUAAAGUCUUUCUCUAAGUUCUUUCUCAUACCGUGUAAAUAAGCAAGAGGCCAGUUGCUUAUCACAACUCAAGAUAGUGCAUUAAUUCCUCCAGCAAGUUCCUUCCAAAAAUACAUUUCAAUAAGCAAAGGAAUGCAUCUUGAUGAUGUCAGUUGUUUAUUGGAAAAACUCUCAGGAAUCUCGGACAAAGAGAUGGAAAUCAAAGUUGCCCAAGCGUUAGACUACCAGCCUCUUGCACUGGCAAGCGCCGCCGCUUAUGUCAGAGAAGUUAGACAGACAUCGACUCUUGGAUGGAAAGAAUACCUUGCAAGACUUGAAACAGGCCAAAGAAAUGCCACGGAAACCUUUCUUGUUGAAGUCAACCCAAGCUGUGCAAAAUCCAUGAUCAAUGCAACAACACUGGCCGUAAAAACAGCUAUGGCAUUCAAUGAAAUUAUACAUCACGCCUUUAAUUUCCUGUCUCUGUGCGCACCACAAUCAUUAAGUCUAAACAUCAUCGAAGACUUCAUCACAAGUGUGGAAGAAGAAAUUCAAGACAAAGAGAUGAUUCGAUUAACGAUUCAAAGGUGCUCACUCCUGAUGUUGGAAAGAGAAGAAACUGGCGUUUACAUUCGUGUACAUCAGGUCGUACAUAAAUGCAUUAAAACUGUGGCUGCAGAUCAUUCGGAUGAUAAGCACGACGAAGUCGUCAGUGGAGUGAUUGGAUCAUUCAGUCGUUUUGUACAAAAAUAUCUACCAAGGCACCACAGGCAGUUAUAUUCUCUAAUAAACAGCAGACAUGUUGUUCCUCACUUAAAAAAUUUAGCCACAGAACUUAAAAGAUAUUUUUCUGAGAGGGUCAUGUCUCAAGUCCACCAAAGCGGCUUUUCAAUCAAAGACCAUGUCAAGGACCUCCGCGGAAUGAGCAGGUUGUGCUACAAACAUUCUGAAUGCGAAACGUCGAGACAUUAUAUCAAUAUGGCAGUGAAUUUAUCUGACGUAGACGAGCAAGACGCUGACUUGGAAGUUGCAUCUAUAUAUUUUAAUCUGGGAAAAGUGCAGGAUAAGCUAGGUGACCUGAGUCAGGCAAAAGAUUAUCAUCAUCGUGCACUGGCCAUUCGUCUGAAAAAGCUUGGAUCCGAGCAUGUUGACGUCGCAGCUUCUUACGGUAGCCUGGGUUCUGUACAUCAAAACCUGGGUGACCUGAGUCAGGCAAAAGAUUAUCAUCAUCGUGCACUGGCCAUUCGUCUGAAAAAGCUGGGAUCCGAGCAUGUUGACUUUGCAGCUUCUUACGGUAGCCUGGGUUCUGUACACCAAAACCUGGGUGACCUGAGUCAGGCAAAAGAUUAUCAUCAUCGUGCACUGGCCAUUCGUCUGAAAAAGCUGGGAUCCGAGCAUGUUGACUUUGCAGCUUCUUACGGUAGCCUGGGUUCUGUACACCAAAACCUGGGUGACCUGAGUCAGGCAAAAGAUUAUCAUCAUCGUGCACUGGCCAUUCGUCUGAAAAAGCUGGGAUCCGAGCAUGUUGACUUUGCAGCUUCUUACGGUAGCCUGGGUUCUGUACACCAAAACCUGGGUGACCUGAGUCAGGCAAAAGAUUAUCAUCAUCGUGCACUGGCCAUUCGUCUGAAAAAGCUGGGAUCCGAGCAUGUUGACUUCGCAGCUUCUUACGGUAGCCUGGGUUCUGUACACCAAAAGCUGGGUGACCUGAGUCAAGUAAAAGAUUAUCAUCAUCGUGCACUGGCCAUUCGUCUGAAAAAGCUUUGACCUGAAUGUUUCGUUAAAAUGAACGAGAAUCACGUGAUUAAUAACAUUGAUUGACAUUUAAGCUUUGUACUUUAUAUCACAUUUUCGAGUAAAUCAAUUUCAAAAGGAUAAGUGUAGUAAAAGUUGCUAACCCGAAUUAAGCCUUUAAGCUAACCUGUAGCCAACGGCCCGCCACAGAAAUCGAAUAAUUGCAAUAUCGUCAAAAAAUAACCAUCAAAUUAUACGAUUUGUGGUGGAACAGUUCGUCGGCAUUACUUUCUACGCAGAACACGAAACACACUGAGGGCCUCUGCACCAUAAUCUGGAUUAGUAACGCAAGAGUUUGUUGCGUUACUUAUUAAUCCAAAAAAAAUUUGGAUCUGACAAUGUUAGAGUUGCGACUUGUUGUAAUACCCUGUCUUAUAUACAGUCUAGGUGAGUGAACUGGAGUUCUAAUUUUCCAAAAAAAAAAAAACAUUUUAGAAAGUUAACAAGAUUCCAAGGUAUUUUACUCGAUUGGUGUGACAACUCGUCGGCAUAGCGACGUCAAAAGACAAUGUAAGAGUUCAUACCACCCCUCCCUCGUUAAGAAAGGAAGAUGGUUGUAGAAUGUUAAGAGCUAAUAACUGUAGAUGGUUAUAGUUUAGGUCUAGCCGAGUGUACAUUUUAUUCCAUUGUCAAUAUGCCCGAAAAUCUAACCUGGGAUUCAAAGCAAACAAAGAAAUACAAGACUGAAUUGCCAAUUAAUUUCAUUUAA